AGCAAACUCUAGAAGUACCGAUACGGCACCGUAUGAAUAGGGUGAGACGUACUGCACAGCCGUGGCACAAGGACAACAAAUAUUGAGCCUUCCCCCCGUCCCCCCGUCCCCCUACACCGCUGCACCUUAUCUGAGUUUAUUCUCUUGUUAUCGAUCGUUUAUUUCCACCCUCUUUGGCCAGGCACGUCAGAGCUGAGCACCACAGUCUGAAUAUGAAGACCGCCACCGACUUCAACGCUCUCCCACCGGCAGUGAGUGUGAGCACCAACGUCGCCACGAUGGUUCCUCCUCCCUCCCACUUCGCCCUCACCAGCGGAGAGCUGGCGGAGUGCUUCCUCAACGCACGGCGCAGCAGCAUCCACACCCAACCCCCGCCCUCCGAUGCGAAGGCCAUCAAAAAGGCGCAAGAGCGCCUCGACAGCUUCCACUCCUCCCAGAUGAAUCCGUUCCUGUACGGGUACCUGUACCCCGGCCAGGAUGUCCCUGAUAGCGCCUUGAGUGGAAUCCGCAACCUGUGCGUCAACACGAGCUCCGACUGGGCGGCGCGGUGCCAGCGUCUCGCCUUCGACGUGCUGACGGCGGAGCUGCAGGCGAAGGCGUCCAACGUCAUCCCACGCGCCAACCACGACGACCCCAUCGGUCUCGCCCAGCUGCGCCGCGUGCUGCCGACGCUGAAGUACGUGCCGAAGGUGUCCGUUUCGAACCCGCACUGCCGCUUCGUUGGCAGCUACGCCGACGACGCCGCCGACAGCGCCAAGGUGUUUUCGGCCAAGGUGAGCGUGCAGAACACCGGCUCGCAGACCUUCACCGUUGAAAUCGUUCAGACGCAGACCGUCAUUGACGGAGUCAAGGUGGAGAACAAGUUCAUGGAGGCUACGUUGGAGAAGGCGGAGCUGCAUCGCGGGGAGUCGGUGGACAUGUGUCUGACCAUGCAGAACCCUCCGCGUGCGGUGCUGUGGGAGUACGAGCAGGUCGUGGUGCUCGCGGUGAACGGUGUGCUGAAGUACUUCGUGACCUUCGCCGUCAUCUCGCCAAGGCAGAAUUUGUUCAAGCAGCGCCUGCCGGGGUGCCUGCCGCUGACGGUGCUGAACUCCCCGCUCGGCGAGUACAGCGCCCCGCUGAUGUUGCAGGUCCUGAAGCACGCGUUCAUCCGGCAGGAGGGCUACACGAGUCCUGCCGUCACGCACCUUCUUCUUGGCAAGGCCGUCAACUACCGUCCGCACAACGAGGUCGUGAUGCAGGAGACGAUGCGGCUGAAGGAGAUGCUGUCGGAGCAGCUGAACCUGGCGGAGAUGAUCACCAGCUACUGGACCUCGUUGCCCGACGCACGGAAGGCACCGCUGUCACGACAAUACCGCGCACCGCCCUCGUCGGCCCAGCCAGCCCGCUAUGCCCCCGGCUCCGACAAGGCCGGCUCCUCCAGUAGCACCUCCGCUGACGCACUCUUUCCGAACGGCUUUACGCGCCUGCCGGAUGUGCUGACCCGCUGCCCUCCCGCCGUCAUCUUUGGCGUGAUACUCAUCUGGCUGGCCGAGAUGGACAUUGCGGUCUUUGACUCCUCGCUCUUCAACUCGGACGCAGUGGGCUACCUGCAGACCAUGCCGCCCUACCUGCGCGGUAUUGUGCUGUGGAUUUUAGACUUGUGCUGCGGCCUGCUGGCAAAUCAGGAGGUGAACGGCGUUAACGAGCGCGUCUUGGCGCUGACGUUUGCGGGGCUUCUCAUGCGUCGCAACGCGCAGCAGUCCACCGCCGAGGAGUCGGAGGCGUUUUCGGAUGCGCAGUACGCGGAUCUUGCCGGCCCGGCGGGCAACUCGGUGUCGGCCACCUCCUUUUCGAUGGAGGUGUCCUUUCAUCAGAACGCCGUGACGGCCAUGCUGCACUGGAUCACCAUUUACCGUGUGAAGUACAUGAAGCGGAUAAAGUGA
Leptomonas pyrrhocoris is the source of this 1925-nucleotide messenger RNA. RefSeq lists its product as hypothetical. The transcript has a single exon. The coding region runs from base 213 to 1925 and encodes 570 amino acids. Lineage: Eukaryota; Euglenozoa; Kinetoplastea; Trypanosomatida; Trypanosomatidae. The record is from RefSeq and is a predicted model, not a curated record.